UUAAGUUGUGGAGUUCCUCAGGAUUCUUGCCUUGGUCCCCUGCUUUACGUCAUCUACGCAUCUAAACUGUUUGACAUAAUCGAAAAGCAUCUUCCAGAUGCUCACUGCUUUGCAGAUGACUCCCAGCCAUAUUUGGCAUUUAAGCCUGAUAGCUAUAUGGAGCAGAACAAAGCCUUAGCUGCGAUGGAAAACUGUAUACGUGACAUCCGCUCAUGGAUGAGAAACGACAGACUCUUAUUGAAUGAUGACAAAACCGAAUUCCUCAUUAUAGGUACUAAACAGCAACUUACCAAAGUGAAUAUUUCUCAGAUCAAAAUUG
Messenger RNA from Paramuricea clavata, 319 nucleotides. The record is from the annotation of a GenBank genome assembly. NCBI's taxonomy places the organism in Eukaryota, Metazoa, Cnidaria, Anthozoa, Malacalcyonacea, Plexauridae.